AAAACAAAAUUAACGAAUCUUAUAACUGCAAAACUAAACAAUUUAAAAGUUGAGGGCUGCCCGAAGCAGUUCGGUGCGAUCUUGGAAUAUAUCUCUUUGCUUCGCUAUCAUCAGCGACCCGAUUAUGAUCAGAUUGAAAAUCUAUUCGUGGCUGCCAUUCAACAACGUAAUAUUGACCGAAAAGCCCCUUUCGAAUGGGUGGAUCCGAAAGCUGAUGAAUAUAUUCCUCAUGUGAAAGAAUCAAGUAAAAAACCGAGAGUGAUGACAGCUACAAAGAAACAAUUGACCAAAGAGAUAGCAACAGCAGUAAGAGGUAAAAGAGAAAAACCAACAUCAGAAGUUGAACAACUAGAAGCAACGUUAACUGAAUGCGGAAUAGAUACAACACAACGUACGUAA
Acanthocheilonema viteae is the source of this 399-nucleotide messenger RNA. Lineage: Eukaryota; Metazoa; Nematoda; Chromadorea; Rhabditida; Onchocercidae. The record is from the annotation of a GenBank genome assembly.